This is a messenger RNA of Teleopsis dalmanni, 976 nucleotides long. RefSeq lists its product as uncharacterized. Lineage: Eukaryota; Metazoa; Arthropoda; Insecta; Diptera; Diopsidae. The record is from RefSeq and is a predicted model, not a curated record. The transcript is spliced from 5 exons. Bases 290 to 808 code for a protein of 172 amino acids.
UUUUUUUGUCCGUCGAACUACAGCACAGAGCGACAAAAAGCAAGGAUCACCAAAAAUGUACGUCGAAAAUGAUUUGCUGAUGGGAAGGACUUAGUUGGAAUUAAAGAGAAUAAAGAAGCAGAGCAACAUGAGGGACAAACAAAAAAAGUCCAGUUGGGUGCAAAGAUCGGAGAAGUCAAAGGGAAUGUUCAUGAGAAACUUGAAAAGGAAGGCAUUCAGGAGAACCAAUUGAACUUAGAGGCUGAAAAAGUCAAAGAAGGCAUUCGCAAAAAAAUGUCCAGUAACAGCAAUGAGAGUGGGAAACGACAAAAAGGCGCAUGGGAAUACGGAUCCAAAAAUCACUACAGAUGUACGUCAAGAAUUAUUAAAGAUCCAAAACGGCACAAUGAAAGAGGAGAUUCUAGAUAAAAAUAAGGGAGAAAAACAAGAACACGAGGAAGAAGAAAUUCAAAAGAACCAGCUAGACUGCGAUGUUGAAAAUGUCAAUGAGGACAUUUGCAAAAAAAAUCAAACUGCAAGAACGUCAGUUGAAAAUGAUAAAAAGCGUUAUGGAAAAGCAAGUCAAACUCCAUUGAUUAAUGCAGAUGAACGUCAAAAAUUAUUAAGUAUCAACAAUGGCACAAUUAAAAAGGUUAUAGAAGGAAAUAAGGGGGAGAAACAAGAAGAGCAGGUUAAGAGAAAUGAAUUGGAUUCAGGGAACCGAAAGGACAAAAUACUAACCCCUGAAAAUAAAGACAAAGGUGGUGAAGAUGAUAAAGAGAUUAAUAUUUCUGACUUUUUUUCCUACUUACCUGUACUAGUAAAAUAGCGCGAUCCGCAGUUCAAGUUUUUAUUUUAGUAUUUAUUAGUAUGAGAAAAACUUUCAAGAGCAAAUAUUUUAUUGGUAGGAUAUGUGGAUUAAAUUAAAAAAUUUAUCCAAAUUUACAUCAAACAUGCUGAAUUCAAGUGAGUGUGAUUUUGUUAAUAUAUAUUUAGA